Molecule: messenger RNA, 2594 nt
Organism: Oreochromis aureus
Lineage: Eukaryota; Metazoa; Chordata; Actinopteri; Cichliformes; Cichlidae
Gene: anks3
Product: ankyrin repeat and sterile alpha motif domain containing 3
Exons: 16
Coding region: 99-2012 (637 amino acids)
Cellular component (GO): cilium
Molecular function (GO): protein binding
Source: RefSeq, a predicted model, not a curated record
GCAAGGCUCAGCACGGACACAUUAGAGUGUGACACACAACUAGAAAAGUUUCGGCUGCUGAGAAAACAAACUACCUGCUGACUGAGAAAAGGGUGAAGAUGUCCGAGUUAAGCGAUGAGGCCAGUGAGUCAGAACAGCUGGGUGCCAGCCUCUCCCUGUGGCUGGGUGACUCCCUGGUGCGAGCUGAGGAGCUGGAUGUCCCUCUGGACCUUCACACCGCCUGCUCCAUCGGCCAGUACGACGUGGUGGCUGAGUGCAUUAAAAAGCGUGAGGUGGACCUGGAUGGUAAGAACAUUGGAGGAUGGACCCCACUUAUGUAUGCGUCCUACAUUGGUCAUGACAACAUUGCAAAUCUGCUGCUGGAGGCCCGUGUGAAUGUAAAUUCCACCACCGCCAAAGGACUCACACCCCUCAUGCUGGCGGCAAGCUGUGGGAACGAAAGUAUCGCAUACUUUCUGCUUCAGCAAGGGGCUGAUUUGGAGUUGAAGGACUCUCGAGGCUGGACCGCUCUGUUCCACUGCACAAGCACAGGCCACCAACAGAUGGUCAAGUUCCUGCUGGAUAACAAUGCUGACGCCAAUGUCAAGGAGCCAGGUUCUGGCUUCACGCCACUGAUGGAGGCUGCUGCUUCUGGGCAUGAAAUCAUUGUUCAGUACUUACUUGAUCAUAAAGUUAAAGUGGACGAACGCAACACCAAAGGUGAGACGGCGCGUGCUCUGGCUAUGAUGUACGGCUAUACCAAAAUUGUCAGCCUCAUUGACUCACGUUCUCCAAGAAUGAAACCAGGACACUUUGAAGAUCUGAGCUCCUCUGAGGACUCGGACAGCGCACCACCGAGGAUACGGCCCAGCCGAAACCGAGCUAAAGGCAUCAGCAUCCACGAUGGGCCUCAGGCCAUCGCCAAGUUCCGAGUAGGAGGCACCAGCAAACUGUGUGAUCCUCCUGCCGCCCUGCCAGGGUACAUGAUGUUUCGUGGCAUUGGGGAACAGAGCGAGGGUCUCUGCUACCGUGAUGUGACUUCGCCUAUCAAUGAACUGGAUGGCCAGAGCAACAGCAGCAGAGAUGACAGUCCAUUCUUUGACCAUGACAUGCCCACCAUGAGGAGCAGCAGCAGCAGCAGUGAAGGCCUGCCUCAUGUGGUCGGCCUUAACUGGGAGGGCUCUGUGGAGAGUAACGAGGACUCUGACCAGUGUAAAAAGAGCAGCCUUCGCAGAGUAAAUAAGAGUCAUCACUCAAAAGGCAAGACUCGCUACGGGAACAGCGAUGGAGCUCACUCCAGUGGGACAGCAAACUGUGGCGCUGGUCUUCCACCUUCCUACACUGGCCCAAAGGAUCUGGCAGAGUUCUUGGAGCAAAUCGGCUUUUCGAAGUAUCUUCCGUUACUUGAAGAGCAAGACAUUGACCUGCGGAUCUUUCUCACCCUGACAGAAAAUGAUCUCAAAGAAAUAGGGAUUACUCUGUUUGGACCCAAGCGCAAAAUGACUUCAGCCAUUGCGAGGUGGCACAGCAACGCUCGACCACCCAGCGAUGCUCUAGAACAGGCUUACGCCGACCAGCUCGAGGCUGAGAUGCAAGAGAUGGCCAUUCAGUUACACAAGCGCUGUGAGGAGGUUGAGAGCCUGCAGAGCCAGGUGUCUCAGGAGAAGGAGCUGCGCACAGUAAUGGAGGGUUGUCUAAUGGAGGACAAAAUGGCAUGGAAGAAGGUCCACGCUGAGCUGGUGGAGAACCACCGGCUGGCUCAAAACAUGAGUGCCAUGCUGGGGAAGGAAAGGGCGUGCCGCGCUGAACUGUUCUCCUGUUUGACCACAGACGGGAUCAGCAGCUCUGCCACUGCUGGGGAAGGAACAGGUGUUAAAGCUGGGGAGGGAGCAACGUGUUCCGGUAUUCAAGAGCUGAUGAAGAAGAUGGAUUUGUAUGAAGAAGAACUGGCUGGAAGUCUGCAAACCCUGCUUCAGAAUCUGAGGCGACUGAGUGCCCCAGAAAAAGUCUCAGAUAGCUGGGAACGACCCUAAGCUUUUCAGGACCUUUUUGGAGCACUUGACGGAGGGUGAUUCGCCACCCUGAACAAUGUCACUGAAAUGGGAGAAGGCCAAAUACGAGGCCAGCCACGCCAGGGCCAGAGCGGCUCAGGGGAGCGAAGCCUCUCUGCUGAUCAUCUGGGAUUGGCUGAUGAGCCAGAGCUCGCCAGAUGUGGACGAGGCUAACAAGGGCGAUGCAGCUGCUGCAGGAAAACGACAAGCAGGCACAAGGGUACCUGACCCUGACAUGCCUGUGCUGGUGUUUGUGGACUGCUGUAGAUGGGCUGUGAAAAUGCACGAGGUGAUGGAGGGAAUCGUGGAUCAGGGGUUGUAAUACUGUGAUAUUUCUACGUAACUGUACUCAAAAGUAUGAAAUGUGGUUGAAGUGAUGUUUAUACCACCAGAUGGAGAGUUGGAUUAUAAAAGCAGGUUAGUAGUCAAACUUAAAAUGAGCUCUGCAGUUUAUUUGAAUGAAAUCUUGUCAUUUGUAUGUUAUGUUUUUGAAAAUAAUGUCCUGCUGAAUGCCUUUUAAAGAACGUUAGAGAAGAUAUUAAAGUGGGUCUAUUAUGCACAUUU